Octopus bimaculoides (California two-spot octopus) is the source of this 2837-nucleotide messenger RNA. RefSeq names its product multidrug resistance-associated protein 1-like. NCBI's taxonomy places the organism in Eukaryota, Metazoa, Mollusca, Cephalopoda, Octopoda, Octopodidae. Gene Ontology annotation, molecular function: ABC-type transporter activity; ATP hydrolysis activity; ATP binding. Gene Ontology annotation, biological process: transmembrane transport. The record is from RefSeq and is a predicted model, not a curated record. Gene Ontology annotation, cellular component: membrane.
UCCACACCCUCCCAUUUUUAUUCAUUGUACUUCAUUUCUUUCACUCUCUCCUCUCUCUUUUUUUCCUCUUAUCUGUCCUGUUCUCUUUCUAUCUCUCAUUCACUCAUGCACUUCAUGCUUAUGGCGAGAGACAACUUUCAAGUAUUCUGCCAAUCGCCACUUUGGAAUUCCUCAUUGACAUGGAGUUCAAACAAUGGUUCUUGGCCCCAGUUUACCGACUGCUUUCAAAAAACAGUUCUUGUAUGGAUACCUUGUGGUUGGUUGUUUCUCACACUGCCUUACUACUCAUAUUACCUCAUCACAACUCGUGGAAAAUCUAGGCAUAUCACAUUUUUCAGCAUUUUAAAAACUCUUUUAAGCUUCCUCCUGGCUGUUUUUGUCCUUUGUGAUUUAAUAGUGAACAUCUACUAUGAAAAUACACAUGUUACAGCAGUGGACUAUAUUGCAGGUAUAUCCCAGAUUAUAGCUUAUUUAUGUGCAAUGGUCCUGAUGCAAGUUGAACGCUGGAUGGGUGUUGUGGCAUCAGGAGUUCUCUUCAUAUACUGGCUGCUGUCAUUGUUGACUGGCACUGUUCUGUGUUACAACAAAGUCAUAAUGAAGCAAUAUGAAACUGAUAUUCUACACUUCAACGUAUUCCUUGCACGCUAUACAUUCAUAGUAUUGGAGAUUGUGUUCCAUUGCUUUGCUGAAGUGCCACACAAAUAUGACAAGAAAGCAUUACAAAGGAAACCAAAUCCAGAGCUGGAAGCAUCUUUCCCAUCCAAGUUCACAAUUCAUUGGAUCACUCCUCUCAUUACCAAAGCUUUCAAAAAUACUUUGACUGAAGCUGAUCUUUACCAGCUUAAUCCACGUGACAAUAUCAAAGUAAUCUCAAACAAGUUUUUCACUGCCUGGAAUCAAGAAAAAGCCAAAUGCCAUCAGUAAUGUUCUAUAUCAUUUAUUUCUUUAGAUUAUUGUUGCUGUUCUUUUAUUUAAUUUAAAUCUCAUGCAUUUUGUGAACAACAACAAGAUUAUUAUGUAGUAUCCUUGUUUUAUUAUUGUAUUGUUGCAUAUGUUUUACAUGACGUUAUCAUGUGACUCCACCCAUUGGUCAUGUGAUGAAGGCUAUUUAACAUGGUUUUCCUUUCUGUGCUGAAGAGAACCUUUCUUUAUGUUUUGCAUGUUUUGCAUGUAACUACAGCUUUAUUUGGUGAUUCAGAUGAUUAGCACUAGUAAAGGUAAGCGACCCUAUGUAACUACUGCUUCAUUUCAAUAAACCUUUUCAUGUUGGUCUACAUUAAUAGAUUUGCGUACAUUCCUGUGUUCAUCACCCAGCAUACUCUGUAAAGCGGUUGGCAUUAGGUAGGGCAUCCAACCGUAGAAACCAUGCUCCAACAGACAAUUGAAAUCUGGACAGCUCCUGUCAAACUAUCCAACCCAUCUCAGCAUGGAAAACAUAUAUUAAACAAUGAUGAUGAAGAAGAAUCUAAUUAGCAACAAUAAUUUCUUCUUAUUAAUGAUAUAACCAUGAUGCCACUUUCAGGACUUAGGGAGUUAAUACUGUCUUAUUUCAAUUUGACUGUAGCCUGAUUAAAAUGCCUUUCAGCCAGUGCUAGGACGAAAAAGCUCAAAGACUUGGUUGAUUUCUAGUAAAGAAUCAACUGAUUUUUUUCAUCUCUGAGACAUUGUAAAUAUUAUAAAUUUCUGUGAUAGUGUACCUUAAAGUAUUGGAGAACAUGAACUUUGUGGGCAUACCUGAGGACAUUAUUGUCCUCAGGGUAACCCCAAAAAAGCUGGUUAUUGUCAAAAAGGUAUGCUUUCUGGCUCUGAAGUAAAUAGCAUUAGAAUAAAUACAUUGAUGUAAUGAAAGAUUGCAAGAAGACGUGCGUUUUGUGAAUUGGUAAGUUGGAGACAGAAAGACAAUCUUCUAUAAACAGUUGUAUUUAAAUGCAAUUAAUUUAUCAACUAGCAAAUUUUGAUAGUUCAUAAGUGUGUUCUAAUAUUCCAGAGCACAUCACUAAAUUUUCAGGGCACAUGCAAUUUCAAGAAACAUUGAAACCACAUUGAGCAGUUUAAAAUAAUUAAUGAUUUUGCUUUGGUUUCUUUUGAUGAUAAUAUUAUACAAAAAGAAUUAUCAGUAUUCUAUGUAGACAAGCAUCAUCAUAAAAAGUCAUAUGCAAGUUUUCUGGUUCUACCCAUAAUGUUCUGCUUUUGGGAAGACAAGCAGUAUCUGUAAAAAAGAAGAACUAUUUUCUGUCUGUCUGGUCUUCAAGAAUGACAUUUGAGAAAGUGCAUGGAGUUGACCCUGAUGCAAAUAGUGAUUAUGAAUCAAUGUCUUCAACAUUUGCAACACUGAUGUUAAAUCAUCAACCUCCAUUAAGUUAAAUAAUGUUGAAUUGCAGAUGCAAGUGGACACUGGCAAUGAUAUUAUCUCUAAGAUCUUCCCAACGAAAAUCUUUUGAUGUCAGCCUUAAUCAUCGUGAUGUUUCAGUGGUGAAACUAAUGGGGAAGUUUGAAACUAGAGAAAAACUAAACUUGCCUUAAUUGUUACUGAAUGUUGUAUGAUACAGAGUUAUAUUAGAAUAGAUGUGUCAAGAUUUGACUAUAACAGAUACUUAAAAAGUUAAAAUAAAAUUGAAAACUAACUUUAAACCUGCAUAUUAUGUUGCAUAUAUGAAAAGUUGUCUCUUCCUUACUCUUACCCUCUCACAGCUUUCACUUGUCUCAUUGACUUACCUCAUUAUUUCUUCUGUUUUUCUCUAUCUAAAAAUAUUUAGUCCCCUUUCUUUUUUCUGUUCAGUCCAAAUAUGCUUUCAUCUGGUUGUUUGCCUAUAUCUUUUCCCCAUGCAAACUUCAAU